AUAGAGGAAGGACCGGCUCGAUUUAUGGAGUUUCGAACAACAUAUUUGUUGUGAGAGUUUCUCUCCGAGGCGGUUUGAGCACGAUGGGAGGCUUUAGAGCAUUUCUGAGAGCAGCACUGGUCUUCCUGACAGUGGAGCUGUACCUGGUGUGCUGUGAUAUAACCGACGGAAACGCGGAACACCUGAAGAGAGAGCACUCGUUGAUGAAGCCUUACCAAGGUGUUGGCAGCAGUCCGACUAGUCAGUGGGACUUCUGGGGAAGCACUUUGGUGACGAGCUCCUAUGUAAGACUUACUCCAGAUGAGAGAAGCAAACAGGGAUCCAUCUGGAAUACUGUGCCUUGUUACUUGAAGGACUGGGAGAUGCACGUGCAGUUUAAAGUUCAUGGGUCGGGAAAGAAGAAUCUCCAUGGCGACGGCAUCGCUCUCUGGUACACAAAGGACAGACUGCAUCCAGGGCCUGUGUUUGGAAACCAAGAUCAGUUUCUUGGCCUGGCUAUUUUUUUGGAUACCUUCCGCAAUGACCUCCAUGGGAUGGAUCGCUCCUUCCCGUAUAUUUCGGCCAUGGUGAACAACGGCUCCGUGAAUUACGACCAUGGAAGAGAUGGCCGCUCAUCAGAGCUGGGCGGCUGCUCGGCUGAGAUCAGGAACAGGGAGCACGACACGUACCUCGCCAUUCGCUACUCUAAAGGAAGACUGACUGUGAUGGUGGAUGUCGAUGAUAAGAACGAAUGGAAGGAGUGCAUUGACAUCGGAGGUGUUCGUCUUCCCACCGGAUAUUUCUUUGGUGCCUCAGCAGCUACAGGAGACCUCUCAGAUAACCAUGACAUCAUCUCCAUGAAGCUGUACCAGCUGAUGGUGGAACACACCCCUGAAGAGGAGAACUUGGACUGGACCAAGAUCGAGCCCAGUGUCAGCCUGCUCAAGUCGCCUAAAGACAACAUCGACGAUCCGACUGGAAACUUCCGCGGCACGCCCCUCACCGGCUGGAAGGUCUUCCUGCUGCUGCUGUGUGCUCUGCUGGGAAUCGUCGUGUGCGGUGUGGUGGGCGCUGUGGUUUUCCAGAAGAGACAGGAGAGGAACAAGAGGUUUUACUGAAUCAGGAGAGGAAACCUCAUCGACGAGGUGUUUGCUGUGGAAUGAACUGUUUCCAAACGACAGAUUGAGCACAUUCAAUGUGAAUUUUUUUCUAAAGAUUAUACAAAUGUUUAUAUCUCUGAAGCACUGCGUUGAGAGUUGAUUGAGGUAACUUGCGACAACGUGCUGCUUAGAAGAUGCAGAACUAGCGGCGACCGUCGUAAGUUACCCUCGAGGCUGUUUUUGUGUCUUUGUGUUCAUUUGUUGCAGGAUUAGAUUAGAGUUCCUGUCUUUUGCAGUUUUUCAAAUUCUUUAAAAAAAAAAAAAAAAAAAAGCAGUUUAGACUUGCUUAUUGGUUAAUGUGGUGUCUCCAGGUCUUUUCAGCUUUUCUUUGCUGCUGCUGAAAGAGUUAACAAUGGCACCAAAUGACAAUUUAGAUUUUUAUUUUUGUCUUCCGAGCUGUUUUACUGGAUUAUUUAUUGGGAAAAAAAAGAGAGCAGCUCCGCAUGGAAAAAUAGUUUAAUCUGCUACAUUUGGCAAAGAGGAUCGGUGGGUGUUGUUCAGUGCUGAUCUGCUACAAUACUGAUAUUGUCAGGAGAAAAAAAGAAGACAAACUCAUGAAACUAAAGAGUAAUCAAAAUUAACCUCGAGAGCAUUAGCCUGUGUUUUAACCAUGGAAGGAGUGCCGGUUUGGAUUUGUUGAUUGUUUUUGUGAUCAGUCCAUUUUUUCCUUUUUUUUUUUAAUAUUAUUUUUUUUUUAACUAGCAGUAUCAAGCAUCACGACUUUGUCUUUGUCGCUGGAUUUCCUUUUAGGGGUGCGUUGUUUUCUUCAGUUUCAGCCUUGCUAGCUACUUUAUCUCUGUUCAUGCCACACACCCGCUUGUUCUGUUUAUUCCUUCUAGAGUUGCUCUCAGUGUUUUUUAUUUUCAUGGCUGACUUGCUUCAAAUAGACCACCAGGGCUGGGACUAAUCAGUCAAAUUUCUGGAAUAAUUUGUUGGUCCAGAUAACGCCUGAAAAGUGUUUCAAAGCCUAGGCCGACAUAUUCAAGUUUCUGGUAUUGUCUUUUCGAAUUGAAGAUUCAGUGUUGUACUUGAGGAAACUAAGAACAAGCAGUGUUCUCAUUUAAGUAGCUCAGCUCAGUAAGUGUUUAAUGUCUUUGUAGCAUUUACCAUGAAAACACAUACAUGAUUAUGAAAUACAAAUAUUAACCCCAGACGGGCAGAUGAAAUAGAUAUGAAUUGAUCAGUAAGUGAGACGCAUCUCUUCCAUUCUGAAGCCUUUAUACAUGUUUAUAUUCCUGUUAAACAGAACAAAGAUAUCAGAUAGCACACUCAGACGUAGGGUUAUUCGAAAAUGUCAUGAUUGCUGCUUUAAUCAUUAAAUGACAUAAAUGCAGUAACAUUUUCCAUCAAGUUGUUCCACCACGUCAAGUGUGGUGCAUUUGGACGACUCUCGGAUGACACCGGCGGACGAGUGGAUGCAUCUUGGAAACUGAACAACCUCAAAUCCUUGAGGUUGAAAUGUUUUAAGCUUUUCUUUUCUCUGAAGGAUCUUUUGAGCUGCAAUGUCUUUUUAUCCAGAAUAUGCCUUUACUCCUUUAGUUUUCUAAUUUUUUUUUUUCCAGUCAGCGAUGUUAAAUUGGAAAUGAAAGUCUGUGAUUGAAUUCUGCAGCAUAAUGAAAAUUACACUCAUGAACUGCUACCUAAGACAAGUGUGAUUCAUCAAUGCAGUGUUAAUUAGGAAAUCUUUUUUACCCAUUUGUCCAUGGAUGGAUUGGUUAAAACCAUGUUUACGCUGGCAGUGCUUUAGUCUUUAAUUUCUUCCAAUACCAGGCUUCUUUGUUGUUGCUUUUAUUUCCAUGAUGUUCCUCUUUUGUUUCAGUUCUGACGUGUUGGAAGUAAAAUUUAGGAUUGGAUGAAAUGUUUUUCAAUUUUCUGAAACGCCUAGUCAUUCUGUUUUGUUUUUAAUCUGUUAGUUUGACUAAGCGUUUUUAUUACUGUUCCCGUGUGCUUGAAGCCACUCUGUUUUUCUUGGCCCAUCACUUAGUUCUGUGAUGAGACUUGAAACAGCUUGUCUCAUCAGAAAUGAUGUAUUAAAAAGAAGAAAAAAACCCCA
Amphiprion ocellaris (clown anemonefish) is the source of this 3192-nucleotide messenger RNA. RefSeq names its product lectin, mannose-binding 2 (gene lman2). The coding region runs from base 84 to 1097 and encodes 337 amino acids. Gene Ontology annotation, biological process: endoplasmic reticulum organization; endoplasmic reticulum to Golgi vesicle-mediated transport; Golgi organization. Gene Ontology annotation, cellular component: COPII-coated ER to Golgi transport vesicle; endoplasmic reticulum membrane; endoplasmic reticulum-Golgi intermediate compartment. Gene Ontology annotation, molecular function: D-mannose binding. The record is from RefSeq and is a predicted model, not a curated record. The transcript is spliced from 8 exons. Lineage: Eukaryota; Metazoa; Chordata; Actinopteri; Pomacentridae.